CUUUCCCUCUAGUAAACAUCAGUCUGUUCUCUGUAUUUACGAGCUUGGUUUUUUUUUUCCUUCCUUUGAAGCAAUAUCUUUUGCCAAAAUGUAAAUACUCCACAAGGGCUAAAUGUAAAGAUCUCAUCGUGAAAACCUUAGAGGGGAUGAGAUUAUCAUGAUACUUUUCACAGACCCAGGAUGGGUAGGCUUUGAAGAGGCAGAGAAAGAGGGGAUGGGUCUGGCUUUUGGGGCCUGGGGCAGGGGUUUUGGGGUGGCAUGCUGUGGUUGGGUAUUCAGGGCAACAUGGGAUUCUCUUGACGGGCACGGGUCGGAGGGGAACUGUAAAUGCUCAGAGCAGAGGUAAGGGAGGGCUUGUAUUUCCUCCAGUAAACAGUUUGCUUUAGGGCCCCGUGCGAUGAAAGGUUGUGUGCAGUCUUCAUGAGCUGGGGCUCCCCAGCCAAGGGAGAGUUAAAGAUCUCCGCUGAGGUUGGAGGUGAGCAAGGAUGAAAGCGACACAAAAGCCAGGGCAAAGCAGGCUAAUUAUCUUCUGCCUUCCCCUCCUGCUGCCCGGCCUGAUAUUUGAGGUGACAUUUAAAGUUAUUGUACAGAUGUGCAGUGGAGCCAUGGCAGAAUGAACACUUUCUGGAACCUGUGGAGAGAUGAAGCUGAUUUCUCUGCCUCCCAGCUGGCAGCUUCUCACGCCCUCCACUUAGGGCCCUCUAGUGGGCCUUGGGAGGUGGGGCCUCCCCUUACCUUCCAGGGGACUCCAGUCUGCUUUGGGACUCAGAAUCUCCCUCCCUACUGGACUCUUAGGGCGUGUGGGGAGAUGGGUACACACUAGAACUCAAGCAGAAGAGUUAAAUGAAGUCAGUGCUGUUUGUAAGAGAGGCGAGCUGGGGACAGACUCGUCUGGGGAGCUCGUUAAAUAUGCAGGCCUCUGGGAGUGAGGCCUAGUUAUCUGCAUGGAUAACAAACCCUCUAAGGUGAUUCUGCUGCCCAUUAAACUUUGAGAGCCUCUGAGGUAGAGAAUGAAUGAGGUUAGCUGGGAAAGGCCUCUUGGGAGAGGUGGACUCGAAUUUCAGCGUGAUAGGUGAUACUCGUCGUAGGCGCUGUCCUCAGGUGUGGACCUAGAGAGCCUGUUCACCUGGGGACACCAGGCUGUCCUAGGAGAGAUUGGUAGGGGUCCUUCCCAUCCCAUGGAUGGUGUCCUGGAGAAUGUGCUGCCGCAGGCUUCCCUUCACCACUAGGGUGCUCAUCGCCAAGGGGACAGAAGUGGUGUGGGAGGUGGCUGAGGAUGGUGUCUGCUGGAGUGUUUGAUUCAUGUUGCAGCUGAAGCACAGCUUGCAGGGCAAAAUGGCAGCCUGAUGGAGCUCACUUCCUGGGGCGGGGUGGGGGGGGAGGAGCGCCAUGUUGGUGGAUUGUCCCCACACUGGUGUGCAGCCGUGCUGCCUCCUGUGUGGCCUUCCCUUGUCCGAUGCCCCAUGUGUCAGAGGAGCUGGCCAGUGCUGCUGUGGGAAUGGUGGUCACUGUCCCAGGAGAUGAGUGGGAAUGAUUUGGGACAUGAUUGGUUCUCUCCUCCCUCCAUGCUGUUUGCCUUCUGCUCCAUAUACUGUGCCUGCUUUAUCUGAUCGGAACACAGUGUUUUCAUGUUGGGGCGGGUGGAGAGAGGGAGAAAGAACAGUGCCAAGUUAAGGAGAAGGAACACUGAAGAGAAGGCAACAUAUCUAUGAUAUGACAUUGAGUAACCAGUGAUCCUGCAAAUGGGCAUCAGGCCUCUGGAAUGGACAGGCUGUUGCUGGCCUGGAGAUGCUGUUUGUCCUUGGGGAAUAUGUCCCUGUAGGCAGCUAGGUAGGCUGGAGGGACCGCACCAAUGGGAAUGGUCAUGCUUGCUUUGACCAGGAAGAAAGAAGCAGCCACUGAGAAGGCAUUGUUUAAGACAAAAUAACAACAACAAAACUUAAUAAAGCUCCGUCCUUUCUAAUUGCACUGCAGCUAAAUGGCGACUCUCAGAGUUUCUUGGAAUGUUUUAUUCAACCACUGGAAGGGUUGCAUUUACACUGCAGCUUAGGCUCUGUGGGGGUUGGAGAAAUGAGCAGUGGUGGGCUGCGGAGCUCUAAGGAGCCCAGCUUGAUCGACUGGAGCUGGUUUUAGUAAAAUUCCCAGCUGAAUAGGUUCAUCCUGGGCCUCACCCAACAGGUAAUACUUACGUUCCUAGGUUCGCAGUUUUGCGGGGGAGAUGCUUACACCCAUACUGUUCUUUAACACAUUUAUUUCCUUUAUCGUUUUGAAAACAAAGCUGUGUGGGAUUGCCCUUGGUUAGCAGAGGGAGGGGAACAGGGCCAGCUACUUUCUCCAACCCCAAGAGUGGGACAUGGAAUAGAGAACUCUGGUCUACACAGUGUCCAUACAGUCACUGGAACUGUCUUCCCUCAGCCCAUCUCUGUCUGGGUCUCCUGCAUGGUGGAAGAGCCAUGUGUGCCUUCCUUGGCCCCCCAUUUCAGAUUUCCCCCAAGCUGUGUUAUGGAAAGCCUCCUUGGCAUUCUUAUGUGGAGAUGCUCUCCCUUGGCAGCCACAGCCAGGAGCUAAAGAAACGGGUGAAAGGCCGUUAGUGAGGCCUACUUGCCCGUGGCACGGCAGAAUGCCCUGGAGGGGCCUUCUGUUGGGAAACAGCCCUGUUCCCCAGGUACUGCCCUACUGUGAGGGCUUCCAUCGCUCUGGAAAAUAUGUUGCAGUUUCUCAGGGAACUUUCCAGAGCCCCAGAAGCUCUCUUUGGGAGGACAUGGAUGGAACAUUCUCUUUCUCAGCCCAGCUACCAACUAGGCACUUCACUGUAAGCAAGCUGUUUAACCUCUUGGAAUGCGGGUUUUCUCUGCUGUAGGCUGGGGAAAUGAUGCCUGUCCUACAGACCUUGCAGAGCUGUUCAGAGACCCAGAGGAGAUGAUGGAUGUGAACAUACUUUGUGAGCUACAAAGUACUGGCUACACCUGGAUGAUGGAUUUUGUUGUUCGUGAAGGAAGGGGGAGGCUCCCGGGUCUGUGCACUUCUGUCUGGAGAGAGGAGGGCCUUGCAUUCUUGUGUUAACUACAGGCUGGAGUCUUGUCCAUUUAAGGUAAUAACAAAAUAAUCCUAACAGAUUCUGAGAGGUGGCUUUCAGGCAGUGUGUCUGCUCAGGCCCACUGCUUCCCUUUCAGAAGGAACCGUGAGGCAGUGGUGGUGCUGGUGCAGGGGCAGGGGGUGGGGGGAGGUUGUGGCUGUGCUCAUUUUCUCCUCUCCCUCCCUGCUAGCUCUUAACCAACCCCCAGCCCUCCCCCCCACCCCAGCCUCCUCCUUAGUCUGAGUUCUGUCCGAAUCUGUGGCCUGUCUCAUCUGGGAGGCCUAACUCCCGGGAAGGGCAGAGGGAGGAGGACUGCUCCCACCAGCUGCCCAGUGGAGACCAGGAGGCCAGGGAAGCUAACAUUUCUAUUAGGACAGUGAGAAGGCAUUGCUGGUAUGGACUGGGCUGAAACAAAAGCUGUGAUGGGUGUGGACAUGGCUGCUGGGUAGUUUUUAGGCUUGGAGAACAAAGUUGUCCCAGACCUAGAGUCCCCUUGGGUUUUACUUCUGUGAGCAGGACUCCCAGUCACCAGGGGCACAGCCUCUCUGUGUGGGUGGCCAGUCCACUGUGAAAUGGGCUCCAAGCAGGGCAAGCACAGAGAGCCCUGUCUUCUUCCUGCAGGCCUUAGGAAGUGCCCAGGGAAUGAGGCACCGCAGUGCAUGCCUCUUGCCAUUAGAAUGAAAUUGUGUGUAAGGAGGGCACACGAUGUGAUGAGCACUGGGUGUUCUUCACAACUGAUGAAUCACUGACCUCUACAUCUGAAAUUAACGAUGUACUGUAUGUUGGCUAAUUGAAUUUAAAAAAACAAAUAAACAAAAAGAAUGAAAUUGUGUGGCAUUCCCAGACUCAGUUGCCUAUUCAUUUGUUUAGGUAGUAAAUACUCGAGCACUUGCAAAGUUCAAGGCACUAUAGGAAGUACAUUGGGGGUACAGCGGUGGUUACAAAGCACUUCCUAUCUUCAUGGAUUUUGUGAUCAAAUAAGGGUGGAGAGUCUUAUACAAGGAGCAAGUGAAAUGGAAUAUAAAGGGGAAGACCAGGGACGGCAGCUCAUUUUGUGGCGUUUGAAUAGACAUUGGGAAAAUCAGAGGAAGCCAUGGUGCUGGCAGGAAGAGCAGGAGCAAGGGCAGGGAGGUGGGAAACCAUGGGAUGUAUAGUCAUGUGGGAACAGAGAAGCUGGCAAGAAGGAGAGGGGUUGGCAGGGAAGGGGGACAAACACUUGAGCACCGCUCUCCCCUGAAUGCUCUACUAGAAAUGGCGCAUUCUUCCUUUCCUGAGAACCUCACAAUACUUCUGUGGGGCAAGUUCUCUUCUCUCCUUUUUGCAAGGAGGAAGCUGGGGCUUAGGGAGUUGGAGAAACUUGGUUGAGGCCAGGCAACUGUUAAAUGGUAGCAGAAUUUGAACCCAUGACUGUGUAACCCCAGAGCCUCUGCUAUCUCCGCUAUAACAGGAUCCCUGAAUGGACAUAGGGAGAAAGGGUUUGUGGCCUUUUUUUGCUCCUGUGGGCCUAGCAUUCUUGGGCAGGAGUGUCUGUGGUCCCUGUGGAGUGAGGGAGUGAAGCUCUGGGUUUUCUGGGCUGGUCUUAGAGUCCUGGAUGGCUGAGCUCCUGACUUCCUACCAUAGUCCCAUUAGGGGAGCCACUGGCCUCUGGUAUGGGAGGCAGGGGAAGCCAGGAUGGUGGGAGAUUCUGGAAUGAAAUUCAAGACAUGGCCUAGACUGUGGAUUUUCAUUCCCAAGUCCUCCUCUCACCUUGCCUCUUUGUGACAGCCCUCCCUGGCUUCCCUCCCCCUGCAUCUCUGACCUCCCCUUGGGCCCCUGCAGGCUAGGUCUGCACAAGGCGGCGGUGUUCUGCGCUUGUUCCUUUGUUGCUGUGAAACGGCUCCGCAACAGUCAGCCUCUGUGUGGGAGGACUGGUGGCUGUCUUCGCAGGCAGGCAUUUGCUCAGAGCAGGCUGCGCGCGAGCCCAGCGUCAAGUAAUUUCGGCCUUCUCGACUCGGAGCUGGUGGGAUGAGGCUCUGCUGAGGGACUGGCUGUGAAGGAUGACUUCAGGGUGGGAUGACGGACCGCUUCUGGGACCAGUGGUAUCUCUGGUAUCUCCGCUUGCUCCGGCUGCUGGAUCGAGGGUCUUUUCGGAAUGAUGGUUUGAAAGCUUCUGAUGUCCUUCCCAUCCUAAAGGAAAAAGUGGCCUUCGUGUCUGGGGGCCGUGAUAAGCGAGGCGGACCCAUCCUGACCUUCCCUGCCCGCAGCAAUCAUGACAGAAUAAGACAGGAAGACCUGCGGAAACUCGUGACCUAUUUGGCCAGUGUGCCAAGUGAGGACGUGUGCAAACGUGGCUUCACCGUCAUCAUCGACAUGCGGGGCUCCAAGUGGGACCUCAUCAAGCCCCUCCUCAAGACGCUGCAGGAAGCCUUUCCAGCCGAGAUCCAUGUGGCCCUCAUCAUCAAACCCGACAACUUCUGGCAGAAGCAGAAGACCAACUUUGGCAGCUCCAAAUUCAUCUUCGAGACAAGCAUGGUGUCCGUGGAGGGCCUCACGAAGCUGGUGGACCCCUCCCAGCUGACCGAGGAGUUCGAUGGCUCCCUGGACUACAACCACGAGGAGUGGAUCGAGCUGCGGCUCUCCCUGGAGGAGUUCUUCAACAGUGCUGUGCACCUGCUGUCCCGCCUCGAGGACCUGCAGGAGAUGCUGGCCCGGAAGGAGUUCCCUGUGGACGUGGAAGGCUCACGGCGGCUCAUCGACGAGCACACACAGCUCAAGAAGAAGGUGCUGAAGGCCCCCGUGGAGGAGCUGGACCGGGAGGGGCAGCGGCUGCUGCAGUGUAUCCGCUGCAGCGACGGGUUCUCGGGGCGCAACUGCAUCCCGGGCAGCGCCGACUUCCAGAGCCUAGUGCCCAAGAUCACCAGCCUCCUGGACAAGCUGCACUCCACCCGGCAGCACCUGCACCAGAUGUGGCACGUGCGCAAGCUCAAGCUGGACCAGUGCUUCCAGCUGCGGCUUUUCGAGCAGGAUGCCGAGAAGAUGUUUGACUGGAUAAGCCACAACAAGGAGUUAUUCCUCCAGAGCCAUACAGAGAUCGGUGUGAGCUACCAGCAUGCCCUAGACCUCCAGACGCAGCACAAUCACUUUGCCAUGAACUCCAUGAAUGCCUAUGUCAACAUCAACCGCAUCAUGUCUGUGGCUUCCCGCCUCUCUGAGGCCGGUCAUUAUGCCUCGCAGCAAAUCAAGCAGAUUUCCACCCAGCUGGACCAGGAGUGGAAGAGCUUCGCGGCCGCGCUGGAUGAGCGCAGCACCAUCCUCGCCAUGUCUGCGGUGUUCCACCAGAAGGCCGAGCAGUUCCUGUCGGGAGUGGACGCCUGGUGCAAGAUGUGCAGUGAGGGGGGCCUGCCCUCCGAGAUGCAGGACCUGGAGCUGGCCAUCCACCACCACCAGUCCUUGUAUGAGCAGGUGACCCAGGCCUACACAGAGGUCAGCCAGGAUGGCAAAGCUCUGCUGGAUGUGCUGCAGCGUCCCCUGAGCCCUGGGAACGCUGAGUCCCUCACGGCCACCGCCAACUACUCCAAGGCAGUGCACCAGGUGCUGGACGUGGUGCACGAGGUGCUGCACCACCAGCGGCGGCUUGAGAGCAUCUGGCAGCACCGCAAGGUGCGGCUUCACCAGCGGCUGCAGCUCUGCGUCUUCCAGCAGGACGUGCAGCAGGUGUUGGACUGGAUUGAAAACCACGGUGAGGCCUUUCUCAGCAAACACACCGGAGUUGGGAAGUCACUGCAUCGAGCCCGGGCCCUGCAGAAGAGGCACGAUGACUUUGAAGAGGUGGCUCAGAAUACCUACACCAAUGCAGACAAGCUCCUAGAAGCCGCAGAGCAGCUGGCUCAGACGGGGGAAUGUGACCCCGAGGAGAUCUACAAGGCAGCUCGACACCUGGAGGUACGCAUCCAGGACUUCGUGCGCAGGGUGGAACAGCGGAAGCUUCUCCUGGACAUGUCUGUCUCCUUCCACACACACACCAAAGAGUUGUGGACAUGGAUGGAAGACCUACAGAAGGAGAUGCUGGAGGACGUUUGUGCAGACUCAGUGGAUGCGGUCCAGGAACUGAUCAAGCAGUUCCAGCAACAGCAGACCGCCACUCUGGAUGCCACGCUCAAUGUCAUCAAGGAAGGCGAAGACCUUAUCCAGCAGCUCAGGUCAGCGCCUCCCUCCCUGGGGGAGCCCAGCGAGGCCAGGGACUCGGCUGUUUCCAACAACAAGACACCCCACAGCAGCUCUAUCAGCCACAUCGAGUCAGUCCUGCAGCAACUGGACGACGCCCAGGUGCAGAUGGAGGAGCUGUUCCACGAGCGCAAGAUCAAGCUGGACAUCUUCCUGCAGCUGCGCAUCUUCGAGCAGUACACCAUUGAGGUGACGGCGGAGCUGGACGCCUGGAAUGAGGACUUGCUCCGGCAGAUGAAUGACUUCAACACAGAGGAUCUGACGCUGGCCGAGCAGCGGCUGCAGCGCCACACGGAGCGGAAGCUAGCCAUGAACAACAUGACCUUCGAGGUCAUCCAGCAGGGGCAGGAUCUGCACCAGUACAUCAUGGAGGUCCAGGCCUCAGGAAUUGAGUUGAUCUGUGAGAAAGACAUUGAUCUGGCAGCCCAGGUGCAAGAGCUACUGGAGUUUCUCCAUGAGAAGCAACACGAAUUGGAGCUCAAUGCAGAGCAGACCCAUAAGCGGCUGGAGCAAUGCCUCCAACUGCGGCACCUGCAGGCCGAGGUCAAACAGGUCCUGGGAUGGAUCCGCAAUGGGGAGUCAAUGCUCAAUGCCAGCCUGGUCAAUGCCAGCUCUUUGUCCGAGGCAGAGCAGCUGCAGCGGGAACACGAGCAGUUCCAACUGGCAAUCGAGUCCCUCUUUCAUGCCACUUCCUUGCAGAAGACGCACCAGAGCGCCCUGCAGGUACAGCAGAAAGCUGAGGCACUGCUCCAGGCCGGCCACUAUGAUGCCGACGCCAUCCGGGAAUGUGCCGAGAAGGUGGCCCUCCACUGGCAGCAGCUCAUGCUGAAGAUGGAAGACCGGCUAAAACUAGUCAAUGCCUCUGUGGCAUUUUAUAAAACUUCUGAACAGGUCUGUAGUGUCCUGGAGAGUUUAGAACAAGAAUACCGGAGAGACGAGGACUGGUGUGGCGGACGAGAUAAACUGGGACCAGCAGCAGAGAUCGACCAUGUAAUUCCACUCAUCAGCAAACAUUUGGAACAAAAGGAGGCUUUUCUUAAGGCCUGUACCCUGGCACGGCGGAACGCGGAGGUUUUCCUCAAGUACAUCCACAGGAACAACGUCAGCAUGCCCAGCGCCGCCAGCCACACCCGGGGGCCUGAGCAGCAAGUGAAAGCCAUCUUGAGCGAGCUGUUACAGAGGGAGAACCGCGUCCUGCACUUCUGGACCCUGAAGAAGAGGCGGUUAGACCAGUGCCAGCAAUACGUGGUGUUUGAGCGCAGCGCGAAGCAGGCGCUGGACUGGAUCCAAGAAACAGGUGAAUAUUACCUCUCAACACAUACGUCCACUGGAGAGACCACAGAGGAGACUCAGGAGCUGCUGAAGGAAUAUGGGGAAUUCAGGGUGCCUGCCAAGCAAACAAAGGAGAAGGUGAAGCUUCUGAUUCAACUGGCUGAUAGCUUUGUGGAAAAAGGCCACAUUCAUGCCACAGAGAUCAGGAAAUGGGUGACUACAGUGGACAAGCAUUACAGAGACUUCUCCUUGAGGAUGGGAAAGUACCGAUACUCCCUGGAGAAAGCACUAGGCGUCAACACAGAGGACAAUAAGGACCUGGAGCUGGACAUCAUCCCAGCAAGCCUUUCAGAUCGUGAGGUCAAGCUACGGGACGCCAACCACGAAGUCAAUGAAGAGAAGCGGAAGUCAGCCCGGAAGAAAGAAUUCAUUAUGGCCGAGUUGCUGCAGACGGAGAAGGCAUAUGUAAGGGACUUACAUGAGUGCUUAGAGACCUACCUGUGGGAAAUGACCAGCGGCGUGGAGGAGAUCCCCCCUGGGAUCCUCAAUAAAGAGCACGUCAUCUUUGGCAACAUCCAGGAGAUCUACGAUUUUCAUAACAACAUCUUCCUCAAAGAGCUGGAGAAGUAUGAGCAGCUGCCUGAGGAUGUGGGACACUGCUUUGUUACCUGGGCAGACAAAUUUCAGAUGUACGUCACCUACUGUAAGAACAAGCCUGAUUCCAACCAGCUGAUCCUGGAGCACGCAGGCACCUUCUUUGAUGAGAUACAGCAGCGGCACGGUCUGGCCAACUCCAUCUCUUCCUACCUAAUCAAGCCCGUCCAGAGGAUCACCAAGUACCAGCUGCUCCUGAAGGAACUUUUAACUUGCUGUGAAGAAGGGAAGGGGGAGCUCAAGGAUGGCCUGGAGGUGAUGCUCAGUGUCCCAAAGAAAGCCAAUGAUGCCAUGCAUGUCAGCAUGCUGGAAGGGUUCGACGAGAACCUGGAUGUACAGGGAGAGCUGAUUCUCCAGGAUGCCUUCCAAGUGUGGGACCCAAAGUCGCUGAUCCGGAAGGGGCGGGAACGGCACUUGUUCCUCUUCGAGAUCUCUUUGGUUUUUAGCAAGGAGAUCAAAGACUCUUCAGGACACACGAAAUAUGUUUACAAGAACAAGCUACUGACCUCAGAGCUGGGUGUGACUGAGCACGUAGAAGGUGAUCCCUGCAAAUUCGCCUUGUGGUCUGGGCGCACCCCCUCCUCAGACAAUAAAACAGUGCUGAAAGCCUCCAACAUAGAAACCAAGCAGGAGUGGAUCAAGAACAUUCGAGAGGUGAUUCAAGAAAGGAUCAUUCACCUGAAAGGAGCUUUAAAGGAGCCAAUUCAGCUCCCCAAAACACCAGCCAAACAGAGGAACAAUAGUAAGAGGGAUGGAGUGGAGGAUGUUGACAGCCAGGGGGAUGGGAGCAGCCAGCCAGACACCAUCUCCAUCGCCUCCAGGACCUCUCAGAAUACAGUGGACAGUGACAAGCUCUCUGGCGGAUGUGAGUUGACCGUGGUCCUCCAGGACUUCAAUGCGGGCCACAGCAGCGAGCUGACCAUCCAGGUGGGCCAGACGGUGGAGCUGCUGGAGCGGCCCAGCGAGCGGCCGGGCUGGUGUCUGGUCCGCACCACGGAACGGAGCCCCCCCCAGGAGGGCCUGGUUCCCAGCAGCGCCCUGUGCAUCUCCCAUUCCCGAAGCAGCGUGGAGAUGGACUGCUUCUUCCCCUUGGUGAAAGAUGCAUACUCUCAUUCCUCAAGUGAAAACGGAGGCAAGUCUGAGUCGGUCGCCAACCUGCAGUCUCAGCCCUCCCUGAACUCCAUCCACAGCUCCCCCGGGCCCAAGCGUUCCACCAACACCCUUAAGAAGUGGCUGACCAGUCCCGUGCGCCGGCUCAACAGUGGGAAAGCAGAUGGAAACAUCAAGAAGCAGAAGAAAGUACGAGACGGCCGGAAGAGCUUCGACCUGGGAUCUCCCAAGCCUGGGGAUGAGACGACCCCUCAGGGAGACAGUGCCGAUGAGAAGAACAAGAAGGGUUGGGGCGAAGAUGAGCCAGAUGAAGAGUCGCACACCCCUCUCCCUCCUCCUAUGAAGAUCUUUGACAAUGACCCUCCACAGGACGAGAUGUCCUCCUCUUUGCUAGCAGCCCGGCAGGCUUCCACUGAAGUACCUUCUGCUGCAGACCUUGUCAGUGCAAUAGAACAAUUGGUCAAAAGCAAGCUGAGUCUAGAAGGAGGCUCAUACCGGGGAAGCUUGAAAGACCCUGUAGGCUGCCUGAAUGAGGGGAUGACCCCACCCACACCUCCUAGAAACCUGGAAGAAGAACAGAAAGCCAAGGCCCUGAGAGGCCGGAUGUUUGUCCUGAAUGAGCUGGUACAGACAGAAAAAGACUAUGUCAAGGAUCUGGGGAUUGUGGUGGAGGGCUUCAUGAAGAGAAUAGAAGAAAAGGGUGUCCCUGAGGACAUGCGAGGGAAGGAUAAAAUUGUGUUUGGAAAUAUUCACCAGAUUUACGACUGGCAUAAGGAUUUUUUCCUGGCCGAACUGGAAAAAUGUAUCCAGGAGCAAGACAGACUGGCACAGCUCUUCAUUAAGCACGAGCGGAAGCUGCACAUCUACGUGUGGUACUGCCAGAACAAGCCGCGCUCCGAGUACAUCGUCGCCGAGUACGACGCUUACUUCGAAGAGGUGAAACAGGAGAUAAAUCAAAGACUGACGCUUAGCGACUUCCUUAUCAAGCCCAUUCAGAGAAUCACAAAAUAUCAGCUGCUCCUCAAGGACUUCCUGAGAUACAGUGAGAAGGCUGGUUUGGAGUGUUCUGAUAUCGAGAAAGCCGUGGAGUUAAUGUGCCUUGUUCCAAAACGCUGCAAUGACAUGAUGAAUCUGGGACGCCUGCAGGGCUUUGAGGGCACCCUGACUGCCCAGGGGAAGCUGCUACAGCAGGACACAUUCUAUGUGAUUGAGCUGGAUGCAGGCAUGCAGUCCCGGACCAAGGAGAGGCGUGUGUUCCUCUUUGAGCAAAUCGUCAUCUUCAGUGAACUGCUAAGGAAGGGAUCCCUGACCCCAGGCUACAUGUUCAAAAGGAGCAUCAAGAUGAAUUACUUGGUCCUGGAGGAGAACGUGGACAAUGACCCCUGCAAGUUUGCACUCAUGAAUAGAGAGACGUCUGAGAGGGUCAUUCUGCAAGCCGCCAAUGCGGACAUCCAGCAGGCCUGGGUGCAGGACAUCAAUCAAGUCUUAGAAACACAACGAGACUUCUUAAAUGCCCUACAGUCGCCCAUUGAGUAUCAGCGGAAAGAAAGGAGCACAGCUGUGAUGAGGUCCCAGCCGUCCAGGGUUCCCCAAGCCAGCCCCAGGCCCUACUCCUCUGUCCCCACGGGCUCUGAGAAGCCCCCAAAGGGCUCCAGCUAUAACCCACCUCUGCCAUCCCUGAAGAUAUCUACCUCCAAUGGCAGUCCAGGGUUUGACUACCACCAGCCUGGGGACAAGUUUGAGGCCAGCAAGCAGGGCGACCUGGGAGGCUGCAACGGGACCUCAUCCAUGGCUGUGAUCAAAGAUUACUAUGCACUGAAGGAGAACGAAAUCUGUGUGAGCCAAGGUGAGGUGGUCCAGGUCCUCGCCGUCAACCAGCAGGACAUGUGCCUGGUGUACCAGCCUGCCAGCGAGCGUUCCCCCGCGGCUGAGGGCUGGGUCCCGGGCAGCGUUCUGGCGCCCCUCCCCAAAGCCACGGCGGCAGCAGAAAAUAGUGACGGAAGCAUCAAGAAGUCAUGUUCAUGGCAUACUCUACGAAUGAGAAAGCGGGCGGAAGUGGAGAACACGGGUAAAAAUGAAGCCACAGGGCCUCGUAAACCCAAGGAUAUUCUGGGCAACAAAGUCUCUGUUAAAGAGACGAACAGUUCCGAGGAGUCAGAGUGUGACGAUCUUGACCCUAAUACUAGCAUGGAGAUCUUAAAUCCAAAUUUCAUCCAAGAAGUGGCCCCAGAAUUCCUUGUGCCCUUAGUGGAUGUGACCUGCUUGCUUGGGGACACGGUGACAUUGCAGUGCAAAGUCUGUGGGCGACCAAAGCCCACCAUUACCUGGAAGGGUCCAGACCAGAACAUCCUUGACACGGACAACAGCUCGGCCACAUACACGGUCUCCUCCUGUGAUUCAGGGGAAAUCACCCUGAAGAUCUGCAAUCUGAUGCCCCAAGACAGUGGGAUUUACACCUGCAUAGCAACAAAUGACCACGGCACCACAUCUGCGUCUGCUACAGUUAAAGUGCAAGGUGUUCCAGCGGCCCCUAACCGCCCCAUCGCCCAGGAGAGAAGCUGCACCUCCGUGAUCCUGCGCUGGCUGCCUCCCUCCAGCACGGGAAACUGCACCAUUUCUGGUUACACAGUGGAGUACAGAGAGGAAGGUUCCCAGACCUGGCAGCAGUCGGUGGCUUCGACCUUGGACACUUACCUCGUCAUCGAGGACCUCAGUCCUGGGAGUCCUUAUCAGUUCAGAGUCAGCGCCAGUAACCCCUGGGGGAUCAGCCUUCCCAGCGAGCCCUCGGAGUUUGUGCGACUCCCCGAGUACGAUGCUGCUGCUGAUGGUGCCACCAUUUCCUGGAAGGAAAACUUUGAUUCAGCUUAUACUGAGCUGAAUGAAAUUGGAAGAGGCCGCUUCUCCAUAGUGAAGAAGUGCAUUCACAAAGCUACGCGCAAGGAUGUCGCCGUGAAGUUUGUCAGCAAAAAAAUGAAGAAAAAAGAGCAGGCUGCCCAUGAGGCUGCCCUGCUCCAGCACCUGCAACACCCCCAGUACAUCACUCUCCACGACACCUACGAGUCCCCCACGUCCUACAUCCUGAUUCUGGAACUGAUGGACGACGGCCGACUCUUAGACUACCUUAUGAAUCAUGACGAGCUGAUGGAAGAGAAGGUCGCUUUCUACAUCCGGGACAUCAUGGAAGCCCUGCAGUACCUGCACAACUGCAGGGUGGCUCAUCUGGACAUAAAGCCCGAAAACCUGCUCAUUGACCUACGCAUCCCAGUGCCUCGGGUGAAGCUCAUCGACCUGGAGGAUGCCGUCCAGAUCUCGGGGCACUUCCACAUCCACCACCUGCUGGGGAACCCCGAGUUCGCCGCCCCGGAAGUGAUCCAAGGCAUCCCCGUCUCCCUGGGCACAGACAUCUGGAGCAUCGGGGUUCUGACGUACGUCAUGCUCAGUGGGGUGUCCCCCUUCUUGGACGAGAGUAAGGAGGAGACCUGUAUCAACGUGUGCAGGGUGGACUUCAGCUUCCCGCACGAGUACUUCUGCGGCGUGAGCAACGCUGCCAGAGACUUCAUCAACGUGAUCCUGCAGGAAGACUUCCGCAGGAGGCCCACAGCAGCCACGUGCCUGCAGCACCCCUGGCUGCAGCCCCACAACGGCAGCUACUCCAAGGUCCCCCUGGACACCUCCCGCCUGGCAUGCUUCAUAGAGCGCCGCAAGCACCAGAACGACGUGCGGCCUGUCCCCAAUGUCAAGAGCUACAUUGUCAACCGGGUCAACCAAGGGACGUAG
Molecule: messenger RNA, 14092 nt
Organism: Ailuropoda melanoleuca (giant panda)
Lineage: Eukaryota; Metazoa; Chordata; Mammalia; Carnivora; Ursidae
Gene: KALRN
Product: kalirin RhoGEF kinase
Exons: 60
Coding region: 5129-14092 (2987 amino acids)
Biological process (GO): protein phosphorylation; axon guidance; intracellular signal transduction
Cellular component (GO): extrinsic component of membrane; cytoplasm; postsynaptic density
Molecular function (GO): guanyl-nucleotide exchange factor activity; ATP binding; protein binding
Source: RefSeq, a predicted model, not a curated record